AUGCCUGAAGUAGCAGAGGUGGCACACGUCUGUGCGCUUCUUCGGAGGAACGUGUUGGGCUUCAAGAUCAAAGAGGCCAAGCUCAAUGUCGAUACAUUGCUCUUUCCAGCGCUUAAGACUGCUAAAGACCCCGAGAGCACGCUAAAUACGUUCAGAGAUAGUCUCAAUGGUGCUGAAAUAUCCUCAAUUGGCCGCCAUGGAAAGUACUUCUGGAUGAGACUUGCAAAACCCUCGUUCCCACCCACCGUGAUGUUGAUGCACUUUGGCAUGACAGGAAUGAUCAAGCUUCGUGAUAUCGAGUCUCAUUUGAUCUUCAUGGAAGGCGGCGGCGACAAGAAGGUGCUUGAUCGAAAGUCCCAAAAGGAUUUGGCAGAAGGAACCACCGAGGGAAGUACCAACAAGAGGUCGAAUAAACCACCCAUUGAGACUGACUCAGAAGCUGAAUGGCCACCACGGUUCACCAAGUUUGAGUUGCUGCUUGAGAAGAGCGAUUCUCCCGUGAAGCUGGAGAGUGGAGAAACCGAACAGACCGUUAGAACAUUGGACUUUGCCUUCACAGAUCCACGAAGACUCGGCAGAGUUCGUAUUCUUAGUGGACCAGAGUAUGCUACCGAUGAGCUUUUGUUGCAGCAGGACCCGCUCAAAAGCCUUGGCCCGGACUACCUGAAAAGUGCUGAAGGAAACCCAGUUAAGAAGGAAGAGAGUGGUGACGAUUCCUUUGAGUUUGGUGACCCUGAUCCACACCACCAUGGUCGCCCUAGGCUCACCAAGGACGAUUUUGCAGGUCUUGUGCUCAGCAAAAAGAAAGCCAUCAAAUCAUUACUCUUGGAUCAAGAACAUUUUGCAGGUGUGGGAAAUUGGGUUAGUGAUGAGGUGCUCUACCAUGCCAAGAUCCAUCCCAACGAGACUAUCUCGAAGAAGGUGCUGGAUCCCUCUGAUGGGAUUCUAGAAGACUUGUACAAUGCCUUGAUCUACGUAAUGGAAGAGAGUGUGAAGGUUGAAGGCAAUGUGCAUCGGUUUCCAGAUCACUGGCUCAUGAUCUAUAGAUGGGGCAAGGGCAGGAAGGAGAAGGCAAAAACCAAGGCCGGACACCCUGUGGAUCACGUCACAGUGGGUGGUCGAACAAGCUGUUUUGUUCCGGAAAUCCAAAGAGCUUUAAAGAAACGGGCCAAUGACGAAGUCUCUGAGCUGCAGAGAAAAAAGCUUAAGGAGUUCAAAAACGAGGAUGAAGAUUGA
Candidozyma pseudohaemuli is the source of this 1236-nucleotide messenger RNA. RefSeq names its product Fpg1p (gene FPG1). Bases 1 to 1236 code for a protein of 411 amino acids. Lineage: Eukaryota; Fungi; Ascomycota; Pichiomycetes; Serinales; Metschnikowiaceae. Gene Ontology annotation, cellular component: nucleus. Gene Ontology annotation, molecular function: DNA N-glycosylase activity; damaged DNA binding; zinc ion binding. The transcript has 2 exons. The record is from RefSeq and is a predicted model, not a curated record. Gene Ontology annotation, biological process: base-excision repair.